Molecule: messenger RNA, 3897 nt
Organism: Neocloeon triangulifer
Lineage: Eukaryota; Metazoa; Arthropoda; Insecta; Ephemeroptera; Baetidae
Product: high affinity cAMP-specific 3',5'-cyclic phosphodiesterase 7A-like
Exons: 15
Coding region: 62-2770 (902 amino acids)
Molecular function (GO): 3',5'-cyclic-AMP phosphodiesterase activity
Source: RefSeq, a predicted model, not a curated record
GAGCCCCAUCCAUCCAUCCAGUGUGUAGCUGGGUGUCAGCAGUGGCGGCCGCCGGGCUCCGAUGCGGCCAGCUCCUCUCCACGACGACCCCCGCCGGCCGUCGGCCUCGUGCUGCUGCUGCUGCGGCUGCUGCAGCCGGGGGCCGCGGCCCCGCCGCCCCCGCCUCGCCCUCUGGCUGCGCCGAAUGCUGUGCCUCGGCGCCGAGGCCGCCGGCACCUCUUCGCCCGCCUCCUCGGCCACCCCCGGCGGCCUCAACGCGGCCAGCGACACCAUGUUGCUCGACUCGUCCGACCAGGAGCUCGUCGUGAGGCGCUCGAGUGCGGUCCAGAGGGCCUCGUCUGCGUCAUCCGGAGUCAGCGAUGCCGCGCCGCAAGACGCCUCCUCGCCUCUCGAUGAUGGAGCAGCUACUUCUCUCUACAUUCGCAUGAUUGCUAGUCCAGGGUCAGCAGAGUCGAGCAGCUGCGGCGGCGGGAGCGCUGGAAGUUCGCCGGCGCGCAGCCUGAGCGACGCUGACUGGCUGCUGCUGGAAGGGUUGGACACGCGGCUGCAACGCACCCUGCACACCGGCCGCUUCCUCACCAUGCACAAGAGGCGGCGGAGAAGAUUGAACACGCGCUCGGCAGUGCUCGGCGGCGGACAACCCGCCCUCCUCGACGACAUCCACCACGGACAAGUACAAUUUGUGCUUAACAAAGUAGGAGACUGGCCAUUCAAUGCAUUCAUUCUGGACACGGUGACCGGUGGGCGGUCGCUGCCGGUGCUGUGCGUCCACCUGUUCCACUGGUACGGACUCUUCGAGCACUUCCAGCUGGACGUAGUUCGCGUUUGGAAACUCUUCACUCUGAUCGAGGAGGGUUAUCACGGGACCAAUCCUUACCACAAUGCCAUCCACGCCACCGACGUCACCCAAGCAAUGCACUGCUUCCUCCAAGAAGAGAAGAUUCGGAGCCACCUGACCCCCUUAGAAAUUAUGUCUGCCCUCUUGGCCGCCGUCACGCACGACCUGGACCACCCUGGAGUGAACCAACCUUUCUUGAUCGCCACCUCCAACCAUCUGGCCGCUCUUUACGAGAAUACUUCGGUGCUUGAAAAUCACCACUGGCGCUCAGCCAUAGGGUGCCUGCUCGAGAGCUGCGUCGCACAACAAAUGGGCGCCAAUGCGACCGCCCUGGAGCAGCAAAUCAGCUCGCUUAUCCUUGCCACAGACAUUACCAGGCAGCAGGAGUUCCUAACGAGGUUCAAGCGGUACUUGGAAUGCGACAUGCUGGACAUGAGCAAAGAAGAGGACCGCCACUUCAUCCUGCAAAUCGCGCUCAAGUGUGCUGACAUUUCAAACCCGUGCCGCCCGUGGGACAUCAGCAAGAAAUGGAGCCAGAAGAUCUGCGAGGAAUUCUUCCGGCAGGGUGACUACGAGCGCCAGCUAAGCCUGCCCGUCACCUCUCUUUGUGAUAGACACUCAAACUCCGUCCCCAAAAUCCAGGCUGGCUUCUUCCAGUUUGUGGUGGCGCCGCUGAUGCAUGAGUGGGAGAACUUCCUCAUCUCUCCGCUGGCCAAGGACAUGAUGGGCCACCUCAGGACCAACCAGACAAAGUGGGAGACUCUGUUGACCGCCGAGAUGGCCGAGGAGACCAAGACUGAGGUGUCCGAGGCUGACGACCUUGAGGACGAGCAGGAUCUGGUGCAGAUCGAGUGUCCACCAACGCUGCAGCCGAUUUCAGCUGCAGCCAGAAGACACUCGGUGCCACUCAGCGUGUCCCACUUGGCCGUCGCCAGGACCAUCAUCCGCAGGGAGAGUUUGCCGGACAGCCGGACUGGUCCCAGAUUCCCGCUCGAGACCAUUCUGCACAUCGAGCGCGGCGAGGGCAGCUCCACUCUUUCACUCUUCUCUGAACACGGCACUCGCUUAUCAAACAGUGGGUCAGUCCGGAGUUUGGGUCCGCCGGCGCCAGCCGAGGAGCAGCGGCCGGUGAGUGCCGAAAACUUGCUGCCCGAACCAAGCAUCGCCUCCAUCACCACGAGCUCGGCGGCCGUCAAGUUGAGUUCGGUGCUGCACCCGUCGGGCCGGCACCUGACGCGCCAGCAGACCUUCCCACCCCUGCACCCCAGCUGCCACCCCGCCACCCGCUACCGCCACAGCACGGCCGGCGCCGAAGUGCUGCGCGAGGCGUCCGACUCGUCCGUCACCUCCAGCAUCUCUUCUUGCCACUCUGAGUCGCGUGAACUGGUGCCCGCCAAGAGGGAGCCGCCGGCCGAACCGGAACGCGAGCGCGCCGAGCGCACCAAGAUUGCCAAGCUCGAGGGCAAGGAGAACAGGGCGCCCUCAGACAAACCCAGGAAGUCCAUCCAGGGGAGCUCCCGUCUGCAGUGUCGUCGCGGGUCGGCGCCAGUAAGCUUGUGCAAGAUGGACGUGGACUCGCUGAAAGGGUCGUCGCCGCCGCUCGAGUACCGACUCAGUCGGCGCGGCUCCGUACCCUGUGAUGGCUCUCGACAAAGUCUGAUGUUGCGCGUCCCGUCCUGCAUGCCCCGGAGAGCUUCUCUGCCUUAUGACCCCGCCACACCCGACCCUUCGCUCAUUUCCGCCCUACCUCAAGCGACUGGUGACGCCGUCAGCUGGACGAAGCACGUAGGUCGAAGGUUUUCAGGCGGCGGCGAUUCCUUUGAGACUGACCUGGCCAAGAGAUUCUCAGGGAAGAGAAGAGGCUCGCUUCCAACAGAGCUGAGGCCCAGAGACAAAAGAGAAGGAACAGUCUUGCAGAGUCUGAGUAGAUAGCUGAGCCAACCUAAAGGACCUCAAAAGGACUCAACAGCAUGAAAUUUCGUGCACAAAAGAGCAAAAUCAUUUUUUUUACUUAUGUUUUCAACGCGACAAAUUAAUCGCAGCUCACAUUUGAAAUGUCAAAGUAUUAUUAUUUCUAAUCAUAGUUUGUGCAUGUACAAGAGAUUAUUAAACCAUUUUUGCCAUGAAAGUGUCAAAACCAUAUUUCUUUAUAGUUGAUUUUUAAAUUUUUUUUCACUUAUUGUUAGCAUUUUACGAGUUUUUUUGCCUCCCUGAAAAAACAAUGGCAGUUUGUAAUAGAAUUGUUGAAGUUUUUGUAGCUUGAAAGGUUAGCUUAUAGAUAAAAAUCCACUUUAUCCAUUGUCGUCAAUAUAAAGACUGUCACGCACAAAGGUUUUUGCAAAAUAUUCGAAAAAUAAGGUACAUACUCUCAUUUACGUCGCAAUCAGUAAUCCAAAUUAAUUUUCUUCUAAUUCAUAAGUAACUACAUAUCAAUCUUCCAAGUUCCAAUCCCAGUGUUGGUGGUAAAUAAUUUAACAGAUUGAAAAAAUAAUAAUAAGACAAGGAAGACUGACAGUCAGAGAGCACGUUUGGAAUUUGAUUCAAAUUGAUUCAAGAUUUAUUAGAAAAUGUCAGCAGACUUUACACUUCUCAGGUUUAUCUCUCAUAUUUUAGCUCAGGACCAACAGAGAAAAGCGCGUUGCAGGCAGAAUCAAAAUGAGAAAUGGACCAUUUUUUCCUGAAAUGAGUCAGCUUGUGUUGCAUUAGUUUAUACUACAUCUGAUCAGAGUUCAAAUCUGAUGCAUUUCCCUUUUACCGCUGUGCACAUAGAAUGUAUCUGUCGCAAAUAAAUAUUAAAAAGUGUUGACUGCUGCCAUUGCAGAUGACAUGUGCUGUAUAAUUUUGUUGUUGGAUUUUAUGAUUUUUUUUUUGUUCUGCUUGUGUAAUAAUAAAAUUAUAUUUAUAAAAUGAAAAAAAUAAUUAACAUUAAUGAGAAAAUGUGUACAAUACCGCACUGCCAAGUGUAUUGUAAGGUACUGGUAUUAUUCAAUGUGGCCCACCUGCCGAAAGAACUUUGUUUGGUGCUUUUCUUUAUCAAUAAAAACGUUCAAAUUACGAAA